Molecule: messenger RNA, 306 nt
Organism: Staurois parvus
Lineage: Eukaryota; Metazoa; Chordata; Amphibia; Anura; Ranidae
Source: the annotation of a GenBank genome assembly
AUGUCUGGUUGUGGUAGAAAAGGAAAUGGCCUGGGGAAAGGAAGCGCUGGGUGUCACAGGAGGGUGGUCCAGGAGGGCAUCCAGGGUAUCAGUAAAUAUGCCAUCCGACGUUUGGCCCGCAAAGCGGGUGUCACCCGCAUCUCUGGACUGAUCUAUGAAGAGAUCCGCAGAGUGCUCAAGAUUUUCCUUCAGAAUGUCAUCUGUGAUGCCCUCCCCUACACCGAGUACGCCAGGAGGAAGACCGUCACCGCCAUGGAUAUCGCCUAUGCUCUCAAACGACAGGGGCACACUCUCCAUAUUUCCUGA